This is a messenger RNA of Loa loa (African eye worm), 489 nucleotides long. RefSeq lists its product as hypothetical. The transcript has 3 exons. Lineage: Eukaryota; Metazoa; Nematoda; Chromadorea; Rhabditida; Onchocercidae. The coding region runs from base 1 to 489 and encodes 162 amino acids. The record is from RefSeq and is a predicted model, not a curated record.
AUGCUAGCGAAUGUUGGAAAACUGUUCGGAAGGCCAGUCGAGAAAUAUGACCUUGAUUCCGUAUUUGUGGCUGCAAAUCCUUGCUUGAUGGAGGCAGAUCGAAAAGGAAAUGAUUUUCCGGUUGGGGCAAAUAGACAACAGAAUAAAGCUAAAACUCGUCUAAGGAGGGAGCGGUUAAGGGGUUGCAGGCUGAAACGACUGUCUGACAAGAGAAUUACGUCGUGGUGUAGCGGAGUUAUAGUGGACAAAACAUGGUGGACAACAUACAACCGAUUUAUCUAUCUCUUAUCGGGUUUAGCAAUAUCUUGUACCGAUAUUGGAGAAACGCUACCCAUCUACCACAUACAAGAGAAUCCUGUCAAGAUACAGAGACCAAAUGUCAACGUGAGAAGUAUCCCGAUGACCACAUUUUUUGAGGAAUUCUUCACUACCAUAAACCAGUGUGUUACAAUAAUUCCAGACGAUCCUCUUCGAUCCGAAAAUAUUUGA